AUGGCUUCGAGCUUGGUGAGCUACCAGAUUACCCACGACAACAUCGCCUUGCUGCGCCUGUUGGGGACAGGGAAACACCUCCUCAGCCUGGCCCUCAUCAACGAUUUCAAUAAAGCAGUCAGGAGGGCCGUCGAUGACAAUGUGGUCGGCCUCAUAACCGUCCACAGCGGCAACUCGUUCUCGGGCGGCCUCGACUACAAUUCGGCCCCCGAGGCGGUGUUGGUGGGGGCGUUUGCGAGCCUGAUCGCAAGCCUCAUCAAGCUGCCAUUCCCGACGGUGGCCAAGGUGACGGGCCAAGCGUACGGGGCAGGAUUCACGCUGGCGCUCGCACAUGACUACUUGGUGCUAUCGACCGACUCCACUGUUAGUCUGUGCCAAAACGAGCUGACUGAGGGCCACGAGGUGCCGUCGUUUGCUGCGGCGCUGCUGUUCGGCAAGUUCCCGCCGUCGGCUGCUUGGGAGCUGGCAGUGUCGACAGUGCCAGUUGCCCCCCCAAAUUACUCGCCCAUAUCUGACUACGUGGGGAAGUACGUAGGGUGGAGCAUAGAUGAUGUUGCGACAAAACUGCUGGAGCCAGCUGCUGGCCGCGUCGGCACCGCUUACAGUGCCGUACGGAAGAGUCUGCUGGCCGAGGUGUGGGCGCUGGUGAAGCCCACAGUAACUCAAGCCUAG
This is a messenger RNA of Ananas comosus (pineapple), 672 nucleotides long. RefSeq names its product enoyl-CoA delta isomerase 1, peroxisomal-like. The coding region runs from base 1 to 672 and encodes 223 amino acids. The transcript has a single exon. The record is from RefSeq and is a predicted model, not a curated record. Gene Ontology annotation, biological process: fatty acid beta-oxidation. Lineage: Eukaryota; Viridiplantae; Streptophyta; Magnoliopsida; Poales; Bromeliaceae. Gene Ontology annotation, cellular component: peroxisome. Gene Ontology annotation, molecular function: delta(3)-delta(2)-enoyl-CoA isomerase activity; enoyl-CoA hydratase activity.